Malania oleifera is the source of this 1298-nucleotide messenger RNA. RefSeq names its product ubiquinol oxidase 2, mitochondrial-like. Gene Ontology annotation, biological process: alternative respiration. NCBI's taxonomy places the organism in Eukaryota, Viridiplantae, Streptophyta, Magnoliopsida, Santalales, Ximeniaceae. The transcript is spliced from 4 exons. The record is from RefSeq and is a predicted model, not a curated record. Bases 127 to 1173 code for a protein of 348 amino acids. Gene Ontology annotation, cellular component: mitochondrion. Gene Ontology annotation, molecular function: alternative oxidase activity.
UGCUCGGCGCGACCAGUGCCGUAAAUAAACAAACAAACAAACGCACGUUCUUCAGAAUCUCUCGUUUUCUCUUUUCGUGUCUUUAGUUUUCGGAUCUGUUGUUUCAUCUGGGAUUGAUCGGCGACGAUGAUGACGAUGAGCCGCGGCGCGACGAGGCUGGCUCAGGAGUUGGUGUUGGGCCCUAAAUUCUUUUCCUCCACCGCGGCACGGGGGCUUCUGACUGGUCCCGCCGGUUUCGUUCGCGGCAGUCCGGCGGGUGUCGGAAUGGGGAAAGGCCUUGAGUGGAUUCAGUCCCCGGUUUUUGGCGUGCGGAACGGGACUACUCUGGCGUUGAACGAAAGCGAGAAGGAGGAGAAGCAGGCCACGACCGGUGCUGUUCCCGCACAGGCUGGCUCAGGAGGAUCGAACAAGGAGGACGUGGGGAGUUACUGGGGUGUGGCACCGAGCAAGGUGACCAAGAGCGACGGCACGGAAUGGCAGUGGAACUGCUUUAGGCCAUGGGAUGCCUACAAGGCAGACAUGUCGAUUGAUCUGACGAAGCACCAUGUGCCGGUGACGCUCCUCGAUAAACUGGCUUACUGGACCGUCAAGUCCCUUCGAUUUCCUACCGACGUCUUCUUCCAGAGGCGUUACGGAUGCAGGGCAAUGAUGCUGGAAACGGUGGCGGCGGUGCCGGGGAUGGUGGGAGGGAUGCUACUGCACUGCAAGUCUCUCCGGCGAUUCGAGCAGAGCGGUGGAUGGAUCAAGGCCCUUCUGGAAGAGGCGGAGAAUGAGCGGAUGCACCUGAUGACGUUCAUGGAGGUGUCGAAGCCCAAAUGGUACGAGCGGGCGCUGGUAAUCGCGGUUCAGGGCGUGUUCUUCAACGCCUACUUCGUGGCGUACCUGGCGUCGCCGAAGCUCGCGCACCGCAUCGUGGGGUACCUGGAGGAGGAAGCCAUCCACUCCUACACGGAGUUCCUCAAAGAGCUGGACAAGGGGAAUAUCGACAACGUCCCUGCCCCCGCCAUCGCCGUCGACUACUGGCAGCUGCCGCCGGACUCCACCCUCCGCGACGUGGUCAUGGUGGUCAGGGCUGAUGAGGCCCACCAUCGCGAUGUUAAUCAUUUUGCAUCGGACAUACACUACCAAGGACGAGAGUUGAGGCAGUCUGCGGCUCCACUUGGUUAUCAUUGAAGGAGCAAUCUCUCUGAGAUAUGGGCUACGGUAGCCGGUGAGAUGCACGGGGAACAGUUCAGUUCUUAAACACGGAACCAAACUUAUAAGCAGCAUAAAAAAGAAAUAAAUGCUAAUUUGAUAAA